CCAACACAGACUGGAUCUUAGCAUCUGAGAAGGAAAAGCAACCGAAGUUCAGUUAUUGACAGAGCAGAGGCAGAACACUACUGGAAGGACCCAGAAGGAUCAGCCAGCCAUGCCUCCAGCGCAGAAGGAUGACCAAUUGGCUGAUAAAGUAACAAAUGAAAAGUAACCCGACUCCACUGACCUGUGCACCCCAGAGGGAAGGAUGGCAGGGACUGGCGCUUUGCUCUACCACAGUGGACCGGGUAUGGAGUAGAGCUCCUCAGCUCGCUGCCGCCGUCGCUUCUCUGCACACCUGUUUCCAGACCCGGUGAAAACAGCAAGUUCUUCCUGUCGGAGGUCAGAAUUGGAGUCACAGGAACAGCUUGAGAAAUGGCGUGUAACAUACCCAACCAAAGACAGCGGACUAUGUCAGCAACAGGAGAAACUCUAUAUGAAAUUCUUGGUCUGCACAAGGGAGCAUCAUGCGAAGAAAUUAAGAAAACCUACAGAAAAUUAGCCCUGAAAUACCAUCCAGACAAGAAUCCGGAUGAUCCAUCUGCCUCUGAGAAGUUUAAAGAAAUCAACAAUGCCCACACAAUCCUCACCGACCCGUCAAAGAGAAACAUAUAUGACAAGUACGGAUCACUGGGACUCUACGUGGCUGAGCAAUUUGGAGAUGAAAACGUUAACACAUACUUCAUGCUGUCAAGCUGGUGGGCAAAGACCCUGUUCAUCAUCAUUGGCCUCUUGACAGGCUGCUAUUUUUGCUGCUGCCUUUGCUGCUGCUUCAACUGCUGCUGUGGACACUGUCGGCCCAAAUCAUCAGCGCCAGAAGAGGACUUCUACGUGUCACCAGAGGACCUUGAGGAACAGAUCAGGACUGACAUGGAAAAAGAUAUGGACUUUCCAGUUGUUCUCCAGCCUACAAAUGCAAAUGAGAAGACACAGCUAAUCAGUGAAGAAUCUCGAAGUUAUUGCACAGACUCCUGAUGAUGGGCCCAAGAAGGGUUUACAGCCCCUCUGCUUAGUUCAGCCAUGUCUCUGGGUGGUUAAGGGGGAGGUGGGAACAUGAAAUGCUGUGAAUGUGUUCACAUUUGUAUUUUAUUUUUAGGUCAAGGGGAAGAUGAUUGCUACAUAAUUUUCUCAGACUUUCUCUUUGAGUAGAAUUCCUCCCUAAUGGAAAGCAUUCAGUUUGGUGAAUAAAGGCCCAAAGAGUUA
Molecule: messenger RNA, 1197 nt
Organism: Phodopus roborovskii (desert hamster)
Lineage: Eukaryota; Metazoa; Chordata; Mammalia; Rodentia; Cricetidae
Gene: Dnajc5b
Product: DnaJ heat shock protein family (Hsp40) member C5 beta
Exons: 6
Coding region: 370-969 (199 amino acids)
Source: RefSeq, a predicted model, not a curated record